AUGAUUGAAUUAUGUACAAAAAAACGAAUGUUAAUUGGUAUAACAUUAUUAGGAGGAUUAACAAUAUUGGUAUUAAUUGUUGAAAGUCAUUGGACUGAUAAUUCUAAUAAACUUUAUUUGGAAAAUUUUGAAAAUAAUACCAGAUGUGUUUCCGGAGAUGAAUAUGAAAUAACAUCAGAAUGUCAUCCAUGUUCUGCUUUUGAAAUAGCAAGUAAAAGUAUCGAUGUAUGCAUUCAUGCCAGAUACAAGGAAGUUUUAAAAUGUAAAAGUGGAGAAGCUAUAACAAGAAGUUGUGACAGGGUAGCUUGGUUAGAAGAAAGAGCAUUUUGGAAGUUUGAAACAUUUAUGUUUCUUUUGGCAUUAACUUCCUGUAUUAGUGUUUAUUGGAGAGAAAAUGUGCUGAGACAAAGGAUAAUAAGAAAAGUGGCCAGACAACUAAGAGCUAGUGUAUAA
Apis florea (little honeybee) is the source of this 453-nucleotide messenger RNA. RefSeq names its product jumping translocation breakpoint protein JTBR (gene JTBR). The record is from RefSeq and is a predicted model, not a curated record. Gene Ontology annotation, cellular component: cytoplasm; midbody; spindle. NCBI's taxonomy places the organism in Eukaryota, Metazoa, Arthropoda, Insecta, Hymenoptera, Apidae. Gene Ontology annotation, biological process: mitotic cytokinesis.